Molecule: messenger RNA, 1466 nt
Organism: Cinara cedri
Lineage: Eukaryota; Metazoa; Arthropoda; Insecta; Hemiptera; Aphididae
Source: the annotation of a GenBank genome assembly
AUGGAAAAUUAUAGAAAUGUUUCAAUAAAACAUUUUAAGUUGGAUCCUGUUCAUUAUUAUACAACUCCAGGUUUUGCGUGGAACGCUAUACUUAGAAAAACAGGUGUAGAAUUAGAACUAAUAAGAGAGAUUGAUAUGUAUUUAAUGUUUGAACAAGGAAUAAGAGGAGGAUUAUCUCAAUGUAGUAUUAGAUAUUCUAAAGCAAGUAAUAAAUAUAUUGGAGAGAAAAGAAAAGAAAAAACAUCAACAAAAUAUCUCUUAGAUUUGGAUGCAAAUAAUCUCUAUAGAUGGGCAAUGUAUAAAUAUUUACCAUAUAAAGGUUUUAAAUGGUGUAAUCCUGAUUUGUUUGAAAUAUUCUGAAGAGCUUCUUCAUUUUGUUUAUCCAUUGGCUCCUGAACACGUAUUUGAUAAUAAAGAAUUACCAAAAUUAACAACAACUCUAAAUGAUAAUAAAAAAUAUAUUCUACAUUAUAAUAAUGUUAUUCUUUAUUUAAGUUUAGGUUUAAAAUUAGAGAAAAUACAUAGGAUAAUAGAAUUUGAUCAAAAAGAUUGGUUAAAACCAUAUAUAGAAUUUAACAUAAAUCUUCGUGCAAAAACAGAUAAUGAAUUUGAAAAAGAUUAUUAUAAGUUAAUGAAAAACAGUGUAUUUGGUAGGACUAUGAUGAACACAAGGAACCAUAAAGAUAUGAAAUUAAUUAACGAUGGGGGGAAAAAAUAGAAAAAUGGGUUGUUAAACCAAAUUUUGAUCGAGCAACUAUUUUUACAGAGAACUUAGUAGCUGUACAUAUGAAAAAAACUAUGGUUGAAUUGAAACAACCAAUUUAUUUAGGAAUGUGUAUUUUAGAUUUAUCUAAAACUCAAAUGUAUGAUUUUUAUUAUAACGUAUUGAAAAAAAUAUCAGAUUAUUAUACACAGACACAGAUUCUUUAAUAGUAGAAAUUUCAACUGAUGAUUUUUAUACAGAUGUAAAAAACAAUAAACAACUUUUAAAUGAAUUUGAUUUUUCAGAUUAUCCUAAGAAUAAUAAAUAUUGAAUACCACAAAUAAAUAAAAAAGUUCCAGGUAAAUUUAAAGAUGAGCUUAAUGGACAAAUAAUAACUGAAUUUGUUGGGUUAAGAUCUAAAUUAUAUUCAAUUGAAGUAUUUGAAAAUGAAAAUGAAAUUAAAAAAGCAAAAGGUGUGAAAAAACCCAUAGUUAAAAAUGGAUUAUGUUUUAAUGAUUUUUAUAAUUGUUUAAAAAGUAAAAAUUCAAAAUAUGUAAAACAGAACACUUUUAGACCAGAUAAACAUGAAAUAUAUACUGUUGAAAAAAAUAAAAAAGCUUUUAGUGUAUACGAUGAUAAAAGAUAUAUUCUAGAUAACGAUAUAAAUACUUUAGCAUGGAGACAUUAUUCAACAAACAUAAAAAGAGAAAAUUUCAAAGAAUACACUGAUAAUUUAAUAAAAACAAAUAGUAAAAAAGAAUGA